Molecule: messenger RNA, 2190 nt
Organism: Striga hermonthica
Lineage: Eukaryota; Viridiplantae; Streptophyta; Magnoliopsida; Lamiales; Orobanchaceae
Source: the annotation of a GenBank genome assembly
AUGGGAUGUUCCACAUCGAAAUUAGACGACGAGGAAGCUGUCCGGCUCUGCAAGGAUCGGAAAAAGUUCAUCCGGCAAGCAGUGGAGCACCGGACCAAAUUCGCUUCGGGACACAUGGCAUACAUCCAGGCCAUGAGACGUGUCUCGGUUGCCCUCCGUGAGUACUUAAAUGGUGAUAGUCCUCGUGACUUCUUUCUUGACCCGUUCACGACCCCACCAAAGAAAACGGGCCCCGGCUUCAUCUCCAUAACAACGCCCGACUCUUUCUCGGUGACCUCUUGCAAAAUAAACUACUUCCGUUCAGGUGGGAACAACUCAUCUGUCUCGUUCGAGGAGAGGCCGCCUCGGUCUCCCGACACCUACCGAGUCGAGUCCUAUACACAUUACGGGACGGAGGGUCUGUUUGGCGUGCAGACGAACCCGAUGGGCUCAUCGUUUUUCGAAUAUUCGCCUAAUAAUGGACCUAAUUACUAUCCUCCUGCUCCUCCGCAGCAUUCUCCCCGGGCCUCGUCUUCUCAGUGGGAGUUCUUUUGGAACCCUUUCUCAUCUCUGGAUUAUUACGGCUACCCCACCACGACCGGACUUGAUCAGUCGAUGAUGUUGGAUGACGAGAGUGACGGGAUAAGGCAAGUACGUGAGGAAGAAGGCAUACCCGAUUUGGAAGAGGAGACGGAGCACGAAGAAGAAAUUGAUGAUUGUGCGAAUCAUAGAGAAAAUUGUACAGAAAAUAAAUUUGAUAUAAACCAUGUUGUUGUCGAGGAUGCUAGUGACAGCAGUGAUGAUAAGACAGACGGUAAAGAUGAAAUGGAGUGUGGUGAUUGUGUACAGGAGGUUGCACCACAAGAGAACGAAAUAAGAGAAGUGGAAAGAGCUAAGAGUGUGGGCCAGGUGAGCAAAAAGGAGACAGUGGUUGCGAAUUGUGAGUCGAAAGAAGAAAAACCGACACCUGGAUUCACAGUGUAUGUGAAUAAAAGGCCGACAAGCAUGAUGGAGGUUGUGAAGGAUCUCGAGGAUCAGUUCACGGCGGCUUGUGAUGCAGCCAUGGAGAUGUCGUCGAUUUUGGAAGCCAGCAGGGCACAAUACUCGUCGUCAUCGAAUGAUCUGUCACCAAUGAAGAUGCUGAAUCCAGUGGCACUAUUUAGGUCGGGUUCGUCUCGGUCAUCAUCAUCACGAUUUAUGGUCAGUGCUUCAACUUCAAGAGAUGAAAGCUACGAAAGCAGCAGCAGCGACUUCUCUGAGGAGUCCUUGUUUUCACGGAGUCACCAGUCGACCCUCGACAGAUUAUACGCUUGGGAAAAGAAACUCUACCAAGAAGUUAGGGCGGGUGAGCGUGUCCGAAUAGCAUACGAGAAGAAAUGCGCGCAACUGAGGAACCAAGAUGUGAAAGGGAUGGACCCUUCUUUUGUGGAUAAAACGAGGGCUGCCAUAAGGGAUCUGAACACUCAGAUAAAAGUUUCGAUACACUCGGUCGAAGCUAUCUCGAGGCGAAUCGAGACUUUAAGGGACGAGGAGCUCGAGCCCCAGCUACUAGAAUUGGUGCAAGGGCUGGCUCGAAUGUGGAAGGCCAUGGCAGAAUGCCACCAGCUCCAGAAACGAACCCUUGACGAGGCCAAGAUCCUUCUCGCCGGGACACACUCGAAGCCCGCGGGCCCAUGGAAGGAGUACAACAACACGAUCGUGUCCCCGUCCGGUCAGCAAAGGCUGGCCCGGUCGGCAGCCAGCCUGGAGGUGGAGCUCCGGAACUGGCGGGCGUGCUUCGACUCGUGGAUCGUGGCCCAGCGAUCGUACGCGCAGGCCCUGAGGGGUUGGCUCGUGAGGUGCCUCGGCGGAAACGGGGCCCGCCGACCGGCGGUGUUGGAGGGGUGCGAGGGGUGGUGGGGGGUGGUGGAGGCGGGGCGGGAAGGGCAGGUUUUGGACGGGAUGGAUUUUUUCGCGGCUGGUGUGGGGUCAUUGGUGCAUGAGAAGGGAAAUAAUAUGGAGAGGAGGGAGUCGUCGGGAAUGGAGGUGGUGGGGCCCGCAGAGGCUGCCAAGGAGGAGGAGAUUGGGAUGAGGGUGGUGUGUGCGGGGAUGUCGGUGGCGGUGAGUGCGGUGGCAGAGUAUGCGAUGGGAUCGGCGGAAGGGUAUGGAGAGGUGGUGAGGGAGUGGAAGAGGAGUUUGCAGGAGAGUGUUGGUGGUGUGGAAGAGAAGUAG